AUGCCUAAAGGAGAUCUCAAGGUCAAGUUCCCUUCAAGUAACUUCACCAAAAUGUUCCCUCUCGAGGAGAUCGACGACAACUCCUGGAUGACCGGCCAGGUCAUCAUCUCUCGCCAGGCCUCUGAGCCAGAUGGACCAUGCUGGGGUGAUGGUCAAGGUGCCUUCUUCACCAUCUCGGAGGCACCGAGCCCAAAGCCCCAAACCCGGCCUCUCUCAGAUUCUUGCCCCAUCUUCGAAAUGUCCAGUGGAAGCGUCACUUCGGGAAUGGGAAUAUUUGAGGUCGGUCACGCCUUUCUGACAAUUCAUCAGAAUAUCGGAACUCCUGAGCACGUCACUCUGGAAUGGCUGAAGGGAAAGGAUCUUUCAUUCCAAGUCCCCGAGGUCUACUACCACGGCGUCCACAGUGAUCAUUAUUACCUGGUCUACAGCGCUAUGCCCUCCGGACAGAAUCUCGUACACGCCUGGGCUGAGAACAAGGAUUACGCGACCAUGUUGCGAUGGACUGACCAGAUUGCUGACGCCUGUAUUGAGCUAUCCAAAUGGUCUGGCAGCGCUAUCACUGGCGUUGACGGUGGUCUCCUGGUUGAUCAGUAUCUAUACAAACCAACCACGGAUUAUGCAAGCGUUCAUGAUCCUGAGAACCUUCGCGAAACCUGUCAGGAAAUUCCGCUUGAUUGCUCUGAGAUCGUUUUUGCCCUCAACAAUGUCCAUCCGCUUGCUUUCACGGUCAAUGAGCAAGGCUUGGUGGGCAUCAGCUCCUGGCGUCAUGCUGGCUUUGUCCCCAAGGAUUGGGUUGGAACCAAGGUCUACUGCAACAGUUGCUUUUAUUCAGUCGAUGCCUGUCGUGAACUGUGGUCGGAAGCUGAUUUCGGUAAUUGGGGGCGUCUUAUCAAGGAGGCUUUCAAGAAUAGAGGCUUCAAGGACUGUUGGCAUGACUAUUCCAAGUGGAACUCUGACAAGGUGGAUGAAGGAGGACGGUAUGCCGAUGGGGCUGUCUGA
Molecule: messenger RNA, 999 nt
Organism: Fusarium fujikuroi IMI 58289
Lineage: Eukaryota; Fungi; Ascomycota; Sordariomycetes; Hypocreales; Nectriaceae
Exons: 1
Coding region: 1-999 (332 amino acids)
Source: RefSeq, a predicted model, not a curated record